Messenger RNA from Seriola dumerili (greater amberjack), 3882 nucleotides. RefSeq names its product solute carrier family 7 member 2 (gene slc7a2). Gene Ontology annotation, biological process: amino acid transport; transmembrane transport. Gene Ontology annotation, cellular component: plasma membrane. Gene Ontology annotation, molecular function: amino acid transmembrane transporter activity. The transcript is spliced from 12 exons. NCBI's taxonomy places the organism in Eukaryota, Metazoa, Chordata, Actinopteri, Carangiformes, Carangidae. The record is from RefSeq and is a predicted model, not a curated record. Bases 199 to 2172 code for a protein of 657 amino acids.
CAGAGUUUCGAGGCUGCAGUUCAUGGGGUCAGUAGAUGUGAUUUGACGUUUACCUGUGCUUCAUGUGCAACUGACCUGCUGAGCGCGCUCCCUGCAGAAGUAGGCUGGAAGGAAAGUACUUUUGACAGCCUUCUUGUUUCAGUGUCUGAACUUCUGGACCAGUCAAUCCACACAGUCAUUCUAACAGACGGUGUCAACAUGCUGGAGCAGGUUCUGUCAUUUGGCCGCUCCCUGGUGCGCAGAAAAGUGGUCGACCUGAGCAGCCUGGAGGACUCUAAGCUGUGCCGAUGCCUGGGAACCGUCGACCUCAUUGCGCUGGGAGUGGGCAGCACUUUGGGCGCCGGCGUCUAUGUGCUGGCCGGUGAGGUGGCCAAGGGAGACUCCGGCCCUAGCAUCGUCAUCUCUUUUCUAAUUGCUGCCCUGGCCUCUGUCAUGGCCGGUCUGUGUUACGCUGAGUUUGGGGCCCGCGUCCCUAAAACAGGCUCUGCUUACCUGUACAGUUAUGUGACUGUAGGAGAGAUCUGGGCCUUCAUCACUGGUUGGAAUCUAAUUCUGUCCUAUGUGAUUGGUACCUCCUCAGUUGCCAGAGCUUGGAGUGGCACAUUUGAUGAAAUGAUAGGAGGACACAUAGAGAUAUUCUGUAAAACCUACUUCAGCAUGAACUCUCCUGGUCUGGCUCAGUACCCUGACUUCUUCGCUGUCUGCCUGAUACUGCUGCUCUCUGGGCUCCUGUCGUUUGGCGUGAAGGAGUCAGCGUGGGUCAAUAAGGUCUUCACUUCAAUCAAUGUGCUCGUGCUCUUGUUCGUCAUCAUCUCCGGCUUUGUUAAAGGAGACACAUACAACUGGAAGAUAACUGAAGAAUCCCUCAUUAAUGUCACCAUAGUUAGAAGGAACUUGUCGGUAACGGCCAAUGUGAGCAGUGAUUAUGGAGUCGGAGGAUUUAUGCCCUACGGCUUCAGUGGGACCUUAGCUGGAGCUGCCACCUGUUUCUAUGCUUUUGUUGGAUUUGACUGCAUUGCGACAACAGGUGAGGAGGUGAAGAACCCCCAGAGAGCCAUUCCCAUCGGCAUCGUGGUGUCACUGACCGUGUGCUUCCUGGCGUACUUCGGUGUGUCAGCUGCGCUCACCCUGAUGAUGCCCUACUAUCUGCUGGAUGAGAAGAGCCCACUGCCCAUGGCUUUUGAAUAUGUGGGGUGGGGCCCCGCCAAAUAUGUGGUCGCUGUGGGUUCACUCUGUGCCCUCUCCACCAGUCUGCUGGGCUCCAUUUUCCCUAUGCCUCGUGUAAUCUAUGCUAUGGCAGAGGAUGGGGUGCUUUUCAAAGCCUUAGCCCGAAUCAAUCCAAAGACGAAGACCCCACUUAUUGCCACUAUGAGCUCCGGUGUAGUAGCAGCCAUCAUGGCUUUCCUGUUUGACCUCAAAGCCCUGGUUGACAUGAUGUCCAUUGGGACGCUGCUGGCCUACUCGCUGGUUGCUGUGUGUGUACUGAUUCUCAGGUACCAGCCAGACGGAGCUCUGGAGCGGCGUGCAGGUCCCAGUGAGAGGGAUUACCUGUCCUCUGAAGAGGGUGAGUCAGACCUGACAGAGUCAGAGUCCCAUCUCAACAUGCUGAAGGGUGGCAGCUCCACCCUGCAGACUGUCCUGCACCCUCCGGUCCAACCCUCGGAGCAUUCCUCCAGUGUGGUCAACAUGUCCAUCAGUGUGCUAGUGCUGGUAGUGUGUGUGGUCAGCUAUCUCACCACGUACCACAUCUACUCCGUCCUUGGUAUGGAAGUGUGGAUCCUGGCAUUGCUGUCUGUGUGUCUCCUCAUCUUCAGCGGCUGCGUCGCCAUGGUCUGCAGGCAGCCGCAGACCAGCAAGAAGGUCUCCUUCAUGGUCCCUCUUCUGCCGUUUCUGCCCAUUCUGAGCAUAUUUGUCAAUAUUUACCUCAUGGUUCAGCUGAGUGGAGACACCUGGAUACGUUUCUCUUUGUGGAUGGCUGUGGGCUUCCUGAUCUACUUUGGCUACGGCAUGUGGCAUAGUGUGGAGCGCCAGCGCCAACGUCAGGGUCCAGUAACCAGCAGUAACACCACCCAGGAACACAGCAAGAGCAGCAGGGAGAAGCAGGUUGGCACAGGUGCAGUAGGAAAAGACCAAGAGCGUUUCAUCUUUCCAGAGAAGACCAGCCAGUGUUAAAGUUUACCAGCUCAUUCAAAGACUCUGUGAGGCAACAGAUGCAUAAAAGCACACAGCAGCUCUGCCUUGAUGCACCUGUAUUACUGCUUCACCGUGCGUGCUUCAGCCGCGAGCACAUUCAGUCUGCGAAGGCAGCAUCAGUAUUCUGUAUCAGCGACCACGUGACGUGGAGCCGCUCUAUCACUGUGAUGGGACCGCAUCCUGUAGGUCACAUUGUACUUCAUGGACAGCAUGGAGGCAGACUUGAAUGGACAGGUAACACUGGAGAGUGAUGUUCAUUUCCUUUAACACUGAAGCAGUCAUGUCAAGACUGCAGCAAAGCUUUUCUCUUUCAUUAUGGACUUGACUUUUUAGUGCAUGACACACACGUUGUCUUUUCUGUAAGUUUUUACAUUUUUAGCAGAUUUUUACAGUUGGAUUUUUAGUCUUUGAAAACUGUGCUAUCAUUUAAUGGUCCAGAUAUUAUUAGAUUUUGAUACAUCAGUUGUGUGUUAGUAUUGUAAGUGAUGUUAGUUUGUGGUAAAAGCACUUGUUGUUCUCUUACAUGAGUGCCUGAAGCGGAAAAAGGACCAAUAUAAGGUUAAAGAUGUGUUGUCUAAACAUAUUUUAGAACUUUUAUGUGCAUAAUGCAUUAUUGUGAUAAUUGUGAUGCUGUAUAAAAAGAUCAUAAAGACACUGCCACAUUUAGACCAAUGUACAAAAUGUCAAAUAGUUUUGCAGGCACUUAACAUGUUGUGACUCGACUCUGUUUUUAUGUCAGUGACCUGAAAGUCGGCCAGAUGCUGGGGGGAGGUUUCAGGCUUCUGUGGGUAUUAUGUAACAAGUCAUAUCUUUCUUUACUGUAGUUAUUGAGAUCUCCAUAGCUGUUGUGGUGGUUUUACUCAGCACAGGUUUACUUUUCUAUUUUUACUUGGGUGUGUUAUGUGUAUGAACUGUUACAGUCUGAAUAAGAAAACUGUUAUUGAGACAAAACUCUCCUGAAAAAGUAUUUGUAGUUUCUUUUUUUUCUCUGUCAGAUUAUAACACUGUUUUCAUUUUGAUACAUCUGCAGACUUGCUGUUGCUAUAACCGUCAUGAAAUUAUUCCGUCAUAACUAGAGUACUUUGCCACCUAACAAGAAGCACAAUUAAUUACGAGUUAAAGUAUUAUAUAGGAAGAUGUUUGUUUUGCCACAUAAGUAGAUGAAAUGGGCUUUUAUCCAAGUUUCUUCUCUUUGUGUUCAGUGUCUUACUUCAGUGACUGGGGUCUUGCUUCAUAACCAGUCUGAAGAGACUUUUUGUUCUGAACUGCAUGAAGACUCAGAGCUAGCACUCUUUCUCCUGGCCUUUUAGGGGCCAUCUGCAUUUUUCUAGUACUGUGAGCUGUAAGGCUCAGUGAGCUCUAGUUUCCAGUAGAAACGUGUUCGCUGUUUGAUCUCUGAUCUGUUUUACACCAUCUGACGUGGAGAGAUUCUUCACUUUUCCAGAGGUCAGAUGCUGCGGCUGUAAGAUAUGUUGGUAACUGAUCGAUCAGGCUGAUUGAUGUGUGCAGGUCACUGGUUUAAAUAAAUGUGGAACAAAUUCAGAAGCUGGUCUCAGCAGGAGUGAGGUGGGCAUUCUCCCACACUGAACCUCUACAUUACCCGUGUAGAGUCUUCCAGUGAAGUUACAGGAUGACGUGCAUAGAUGUGACCAUGAUGUAGUUUCCCUUGUUACCAGCUGCACAGACAAA